Molecule: messenger RNA, 4246 nt
Organism: Episyrphus balteatus (marmalade hoverfly)
Lineage: Eukaryota; Metazoa; Arthropoda; Insecta; Diptera; Syrphidae
Gene: Tsc1
Product: hamartin
Exons: 8
Coding region: 673-4098 (1141 amino acids)
Biological process (GO): regulation of cell cycle; negative regulation of cell population proliferation; negative regulation of TOR signaling
Cellular component (GO): TSC1-TSC2 complex
Source: RefSeq, a predicted model, not a curated record
AUAACCAUCCAGUAUGAAAGAUUUCCAACUUUUUCACACAGAAUGAGAACUUGAAAAAAAAAAUUGAAAAAAGAUGGGUUUUUGAUGGGUUAAAUUAAUUUCAAAAAGAAUAAAAUACGAAAUAAAUAUAAGCCCAUUUAUUUUUUAAUGCCAAAAAUAAAAAACAGCUUGGCAUAAAUUUUAAUCGAAACAGAAAAGAAAAAAAAUUUACAACAACCUUUUCGAAAUAAUGGGCAAAUAAAAACACAAAAAAUUUUUCUUUUUUUUUUAACACACAAAGCGCGUCUAACUAAAAGUAGAGAGAUAAAAUCCAAUACAAAAAUUAUUAUUAUUAGUAGUUGAAUGAAUAUGAUAAUUUCAAGACUGUCAAGAAAAGUGCGUAGAAAAAGUUUCAAAUUUUUUGUGAAAAACAAAUAAAACUUCUUUGCUAAAUAAUAUCCAACAAACACACACCAACUAACCAAUCAAUUGGGCACGGGGGACACCUAUCUCGAAAGCGAUUAAAAAAGACAAUUUUUUUUUUAAAGAAUCUUGGUCUUCUUCAUCGUUGUCAUUGUCGUCGUCGUUGUUAAAGAAUUUAUAAAGAGACACGCGUUCCUUCUUUCUCGAUUACUUAUUUUUCUUUCUUUUUUGUUUGCCUGCAUUCUCUGCAAAUUAAUUCUAAAAAAGAUUAUGGAAACUGAAAAACUAUUUAAUGACUUGGAGUCGAAUCAGUCACACGAAUGCGAGGAAGCCAAAAAGAAAUUGGUUGAAUUGUUCAAUCAGACUAAAGAUAUAUGGCUAGUGCAUGGAAUGAUGGAUUACUUCUUCAAGACGGGUUCUUUGCGGAUAAUGGAGGUUUUGGUGAAGGCACAAUCACCGCACGACAUUUACAUAUUCGACAGGCUCUCCGAUUGGUUGAAGAGUUCAAGUCAUCGACUGCAGGCUUUGACAUUGUUUGGUUUUGUUGUUCGCAAACAUCCAACCUGGUUGUACAAAAUCGAGAAGCACAAGAUCAUUUGGGAUAUGUUGAAAUUGCUUAAGACUGAAAAGGAAAUAGUAUCGCUUAUGAGCGCACUUUUAUGUAUUGUCACUUUGCUGCCUAUCAUCCCAAUGAAUGUGUCGACUUUUUUAAAUGAUUUAUUUGAAGUAUUUGGUCAUUUAGCCUCGUGGAAUAGCCAGAAUCCGAAUAAGUUGAGCGAUGAUAAGUUGGUGCAUUUGCAAUUGGGUUUGCAAAUGUUAUUUCAUCGACUUUAUGGCAUGUAUCCAUGCAAUUUCUUGUCGUACCUGAGUGAAUUUACGAAAAAGGAAAAAGGUGCAAUUUUUCAGCAUACAAUUAAGCCGCUAUUGGAUACGGUUCGAGUUCAUCCAAUGUUAGUGACAGCAAGUCCGGAAAAAGAAAUGAAUGCUGCUCGAUGGAAGAAUAGAGAACCUCAUGAUGUUGUUCAGGAAUGUGCAAAGCUUUCGGUCGCUGAUCAGGAACUUCAUACCGAAUAUGUUCGGUCUCAUGAUACAUCAAUUUCCGUGAUAAAUCAACAACAACAACCACAUAAGCAAUCAAGUUGCCCCCCUCCUCGAAAAGCGAUAAAUUAUUCAGGCAUUGCUUCGCCUUUUCAGUCAUUAACCGAUCGCGAACAUCUAUCCGAGUUUAAAAAAGGCGACAUGCUCUGGAGUCCAUACACCGAAAUAAUAUCAUCGGCCAGUACUAUGCCCCACACUCCGACACCAAGUUAUGGCGUUCCAAUGAGUAGUGGGCCCACAACAGGCGCAAUCAUGGGCGUAACAGGGUCUUCACCACCCGAAGCAGCUGUCGAAGCAACACCCGAAACAACACCCAUGAAAGAACUAACCAUGAAACCAUCAGCCAAUCAACAUGCGGUUUGUGCUAUUUUUACAACAAGUCAACCAGCCUCUCCCAUGCGCAGGGAUCCCUGUACACAAUUUACAUUUCCCCCCGAAUCACCAGGAAGGAAUAAUUCCAAUCACCAUCAUACUAUCCAUGCCGAGCAAACAACAAUCAACAAAAUCACAACAAAGUUGUACGAUCAGAGGAUGCAGCAUAUUCUAAAUGAUCGCCUUAAUGCAGGCUUUCCUCCCAAUGCAACAACCUUAAGUCCGUUGAAUGUGUCAUCAUCAAACAAUGGCACACCUCAUUUUGAUUCUCAGGAAGACGAAGAAGUUCGCGACCUAACUAGUAACAGUAGUGUGGUGGCAUUACGGGUUGAAGCUGCAGCAGCUGUCGCAGAAGACAUCGCCAAGCGAUGUCUCGACUGCGAUGAAACCGAACAGUCACCAUGCUCUGAAGGCGGUGUUCAAGUGGCCUCUAAUCGCUCAAUGCAAAUACUAAUUCGAAGAAACCGUUUGACUAGCUACUGUCACAACGAAUCCAGUUGGAAUAAAGUCACUUCAAGUGACGAAAUGAAUGGCUUUGCAGCCGAAAGAGCAAAAGUCCGUCGGGCUAAAUCAUGCCCACAACUUGCAAAUAACAGCUUUAAUAGUGUCAGUUCCACCAUAAAAAAAGAUAAUCGUGAAAAGAAGACCCAACUAUUUAAUAGUAAGUUGACAGCACUUUCUGUUGGUCGAACUGAGGCCGCCUACAGAAAGCAAUCGUGUACCACCCAUUCUCGAGUAACUCAAACUAUUCAAACUUGGCCGCGGAACUAUGAGUAUACUUUGUUCCAUUUAAUAUCGGAGAGUAACAAGCUUCGCAACGAGUGCAUGGCACUGCAGCCUCAAGAGCUUCUUAAUCAAUAUAUCGAUCGGACGGUAAAACUAAAAGAUGCUGGUUACCGAUUGGAUCAGGAGCAUAUUCAACUUUUGUGCUUACAAUUGCAAUACGAGCAGUAUCGUCGCGAAAUUCAUGCAGAACGAAAUCGUCGCUUAAUGGGUCGCAGUCGGGACAUUCAUAGUCUCGAACGUGAACAAGAUCGUCUCAAGGAAAGCUUAAAAACCUACGAGGAGGAAAAUCAACAUUUAGUACAUCAAUUCGAGAAAACAAGAAGACUCUCGUACGAGAAUGAACGAAAGCUAAAAGAAGAAUUGAAAAAUUUCAAAACUCGUUAUCAAGAAGAAGUGGAACAUAAAAAAUUACUUCAAACAACCAAUGAAAGUCUACAGACUCGACUGAAUGAAGAAAUUCAAAAACGCACCGAAUUAACUUGCGAAGUAGAUUCGUUGCGCGGUCAGCUAUUUGAUACACGUAAUGAGCUGCAACAUGCCCAAUUACAAGCCGAAGUGGGACAUCAAUGCAAAAAUGAAUUAAUUCGAUUGGAAACUGAAUUUUUGGUUAUGGGCGAGGUGCAAAUUAAAUUGCGUGAUCGUUUGGCCGAAGUGGAUAAUCUUCGGGCACGCGAUGAAGAAAUAAGCCACCUACAGGAAUCCUAUAAUGUUGAGAUUAAAGAUUUGAGACGUGCCUUGGAGGAAAAAACUUCACAAUUUGAAAGCGCAAAACACAGACUGUCCGAAUUGCAAACACAAAUUGUAAAUAACGAAAAGGUAGUCACCGAUCAGAAACGACUGCUUAAGACCGUUAAAGAUGAAUAUGAGGAGAAAUUUAAGGCAUUAAGCACGAAAUAUGAAGUUCAGAAAGCCGUCAUUUUGCAAAUGGAAGAAAAGCUCUUGUAUUUGUAUCGAAAUCAGACACCUGUUAGUCUGGCUGCAUGCUCUCCAGACACAGAUAAAACGGAUAUAGCAUCUUCAAUUGAAAGAAAUUCACCACUUUCAACCUCAUUGGCAUCAAGUGAUAGCCUACCGGCAAGUCUGCGAUCGGUAACAGAAAUAAGAAAUUUGCAGGCUUUUGUUGAACCUCCUAACACUGCCACUACAACAAUAACAACAUCAGGGAGUAGUGCUGCGGUAGCUAACAUUCCUUUUGGCUACUAUCAACAUUCUCAGCACUAUCAUCCAACUGGUAUGGAAGCUAAGGCUGUGAUAGCUGUAGACGGUUCCUCCGAAGCCACCACAGCUUCAUCCACAAGCGCAACGCACACCCUAGAUAUUCCGGUGUCUGCAGCCAGUAAAAGCCAUCAUUAUCUCCAACAACAACAACAACAUCAGCAACAACAACAAAAGCAGAAAACUAUUCCCCAAAACCCACGAACUACGCGCUCCUUUGAGUGAGAGUGUUUGUUUCAACCUAAAAAAAAUAAUAUGCCACAACCUCCCUUUACUUUAUUCUAUCUCCUCCUCCCCCUUCCCUCUUUAUAUCUUGCUCUCCAUUUCUAACUAUUAAACAAAAACAACAAGUAUCCACUUAUGCACACACACA